ACCUGCUCAUGCGGCUCAUCAAGAGGGAUUGUGGUAGCAGUGGUCCAAGGAAACUUUUAGUUACAGUGUCAGGUGUAAGAAAAAGACUCUAGUGAGGAAAGAACAUUGGAAACAAUUCUGCAACAUUUGCAAUACUUCCCCUUUAACCUAGAAACAUUAACUUCCCUGGGCUCUGCAUCUUUUAGAGUUAGAACUUGCGAAAGGGGUAUUUAUUUAUUUAUUUUGCAAUAUUUUUGAAUGAUCUUCACCCACUUGCAGAGAUGAACUGAGUUCUUGGUUAAUGGGUGAUCAGAGCUUUCACCUCUGGUUUGAGAGGAAGAAAGACCUGCACCUGAAGACUAUUGAAAAUCUGGAGCUGGGAAAGAUCUUUGGAAGCUCUUAAGAGGCUUUGUGUCUCCUUUUCCUGCCUUCUUUGAGAAGAUUUAUCAAUGGCACUGAAACUGAUGCUCUACUCCAAGAUAAAGUCUGGGGAAUGCAUCAAAGUGAAAGGCAAGGUGUCACCCGAGGCCACAAGCUUUGCCAUCAAUGUGGGCUGUGAUGAGACCAACCUGAUCCUUCACUUCAACCCUCGAUUUGACCUCCAUGGAGACACCAGGACCAUUGUGUGUAACUCCAAGAGGGAAGGAGAGUGGGGCGAGGAAGUGCGAGAGUCAGAGUUCCCCUUCCAGCAAGGAGAGGAGACCAAGAUCUGUGUCUCCUUUGAUGCUGAAGAAGUUACUGUAAAGCUGCCUGAAGGACAAGAACUUAAAUUCCCAAACCGUCUAGGGCUGGAGACUGCGGAGUACUUCUCUGUUGCAGGAGACCUUGAUAUUAAAUCUGUCAAAUUUGACUGACCAUUCUUACAUCUUGAAGGAUACCUCGCUUGAGCCAAACAAGAACAUGAUUUGACUCUUUCAAUUUUCUUGAAAAUACAAAUUAGUCCAACUCUCUAUAGAUUCAGCUUCCUGUCUAUUUACACUGUUUCAAUGCUUGUUCCCCUUAAAACAGAAUCAAAAAGUUUUGUGAUAUUUCAAUUCUGAAAGCAUAUAUUGGAAUAUAGCUGGGAGAUCUGGAAAAAGCAGAUAUCCAAGGCUCAUGUCACAUCAUUGGAGAAAGGCAGCUCCUAGAUUAUACAACCAAAUGCAUGUAUUCCUCUCACUCAAACGUCCCCAUCUAUCUGUUUACCCAACUACAUUUGUUUGUUUUUUUCUUGUUGCAUCUACAUCAAAGGUGACAUUGUAAGCUUCAAGCGGCAAAUAUUUGUUUUAUUAUACUCUAUUUAAACCACUGUUUCUCACCCUUCCUAAUGCCACGACCUCUUAAUACAGUUCCUCAUGUUGUGGUGACCCCAAACCAUAACAUUAUUUUCGUUGCUACUUCAUAACUAAUUUUGCUACUGUUAUGAGUCAUAAUAUAAAUACUGGAUAUGCA
This is a messenger RNA of Anolis sagrei ordinatus, 1410 nucleotides long. Lineage: Eukaryota; Metazoa; Chordata; Lepidosauria; Squamata; Anolidae. The record is from RefSeq and is a predicted model, not a curated record.